AGGUUCCGUCCACCGAGCGAGGCAGGGCUGUGGCUCUUGUGGCAACAUACGAGGGGGCGCGCCAUGCUCGUGGCAAGACUUCUUGUUGCUCUCAUUCCCAGGCGAAAUACUGUUCGUCGCUGUUUUCUGUUGUGUUUUUGGGAUAGUAGAAGGCGAAAAACAUGUCGUUUUGAUAAUCGUACGUACGAUAAAACGGGCCUGAGCGGAUUGAUCGUGGUGCCCAGGGUCGGCCGGCGCUCCUAUACCGUGGCCCCGUGCUACGUGCAGGUGUAAUUUAAUAAGGAGCGCAGGGGAGGUUGGCGAUUUAACAGGGAUAUCGAUUUGUCCGCCGAGUGCUGUGCUGGCUCCAUCGCAAGACCCAGAAGCAGGCAGCCAUGGACGUCGAUAUUUUUGGGGCACAGCCUGCCGCAGCACCGUGUUGGGUAUGUUGCGUCCGAGCGAGUCCAGAGGCCUGAUAGGGCCCGAGAAAUGCGACGAUUCGCCGGCCGAUAACGCGGUGCGAGAGUAGGCAGUAAAAAAGGGGCAAAGACGGCGAGCCGCGGUACGGCGGUACGCUCCUUACCACGGAUUUUAUUGUCAGAACGGCGUACCGCGUAGGAAUUCAAAGCAUUUUUUAGUAUCAGGACCGUACCGAUAAACCACGAUGGAUCUUGGCAUCGUAGGUAACGCAACGGGUGCAUCCGGGGGGGCCGUCGCCUGUCCCGUUUGCACUCUUUAUUUGCGCGAGGGUAUUAGUCUUCAAAGACACUUGGAUACACAUCCCAAGGAACAGGUCAUAGAGGCCCUCAUUAAAGCCAGCUCUACGACCUCUCAACAGACGCAACAACUUCCAUCGCCGACAUCAGUACCUCCUGUUCCUUCCAGCAUUCAAUCACCGCAGAAUACACCACCGCACAUCCAACAGACGACUGCGCAUGUUUCUGCUCAGUCUCCGUAUCCCAUAGGGCCUAUAUUCGAAUGUCCACCGAUUGGUACUAUGAUGCCUCCUCAAUUUGCCUCGUUUAGUUAUCAACAAUUUGUCAAUAACGGGACCAUGAUGAUACCACAGUACGCGAUGGCUCCACAGACUAAUCAGAUGAUGCAAAUGUUGUAUAAUCCAUACGGUAUGUAUCAACAGCAACAGAUACCCACUGUUCAAAUGAUCUCUCCGGUUGCAGCCAUUCCUAAUACCACAAGGAUAAGACCUGUGGUUACUAUGGCUGGUGAAACCAAUAGCAGGACCACCAUCACUGUACCUGUAAAUAGUUCUGAGCCAAAGCAGAUCUUACCUGAGAUAUUACCAGAGCCAGAAGUAGAAAGCGAACAAGAUCUGCCUGACAUAAAUUUCCCAGCAUCCCCCGAAGUAGCUAAUGAAAAUACUUCUAUGCAGCAAGACGGAAAUGAAAAUAGUAGAAUUCAAAUAGAACAUAGAGGCCAACAAAUACAAAAUGCAACCAUGCAGGAUCAAAGUACCGUGCAGCACGAAUAUAAUAGCAUUCCUAGAUCUUUAACAAUCACUUGUAACAUUGAAAACGAAGACGAUGACAAUGCUGAAAGCGUACUGCCCGAUAUAGAUGAAAGAGAAACGGUGCACAUGGUUGCAUCGGUUGUCCAAUGCAAAACUACCCAUUAUGAGGAACAAUCCGAAAUACAAAGGUUUGAUCAAGAAUAUAAAAACGAUAGUAAUAAGCUCAAUUUAGAACCGCAAGAUGUUCUCGGAAGUACCAUUGAUAUAGAAAAGGAAAAAUUAGAAGAGGAGAAGUCUUCGGAUGAAAAAGAAAAGAGUGAAAAUGAAUCUGUCCCAUCUCAAGUUCCUGCAACAGAAAUGGCAAAAGAUACUGCACAACCUGAGGUAGAACAAUUGGAACAAUUGUUGAUCACUAUUAUGGAAUCAGAAUUUAAUAGCGCAUCAACGAAGGAGCAUGAUGUACAGAAGGACGAGGAAGAGAAGGAAAAUAUGGAGGAAAGUGUUUCGAUUCACGCAGAUGAAGAAAUAACUCCAAAUAUAAUAGAUGUGAUUUCAAACUCUCAUAACAGUGAUAUCAAGGAAUGUAAUAUAGAAAUGGAAAUUACGGAAGAACCAAAAAUAUGUGUAGAAGACAAAUCAGACAAAAGUUAUAUUUUAUAUCAUUACAAGGACAGUUUAUCUGCUCCACCCUCGCCAGCAAUACGAAAGAAGUCUACUCGAACGUAUUCAGUUCGUUCAGAAUUUGGCUCAAAUGAAAAUCUUAGUGUUUAUCCUAUUGGAUUUGAUGCGACUACAUUGCAAGACGAAGAGGAUGACGAUGAAAAGAAUAUGACGGAAGAUAAUUUUGAUGAAGCAGAUAUGGAAAUAGAAGCAAUACCUAGUCCUCAUACACCUUUCAUGAAAUAUGGCGAAAGUACAGAAGGUGUUAGGUCCCAUACUCCAUUGUCUGCCAUUAGUGGUAUAUCAGUACUAAGAGUUCGAAAAGAUUUAAGCAAACCUUGUUCUCCUGCAUCUGCACAUUCAUUUUGUCAUAUAGAUGGGGAUAGUUUGAGUCAUGAUGAUGAAAGUAAUGAUUUAAGAGAAAUUACAAUGGAGAAAGAUCCUAUUAGUUGUCCCCAAAUUGAAGAAGAGAUAAAAGUAGAUAAAUAUGAAGAAAAUGUAUGUGAAAAUGUGGAGAAGAAGGGAGACAAUUCGAAUCACGUGUAUCAUCAAUCCGUAAUAACAGAGCAUGUUAGCUUAUUUCCGCCAAUUCAUUCGCAGCAGCCUGUUUUAAUACAAGAUUCUUAUCCGUUACCAAAUAACAAAAAUCAUAAUCUUUUAAAUUUAUCAGAAUCUAUCAAUCCAACUACAAGCACUGAAUCAAAGAAUUAUCACUGUAAUAAAUCAAUUAUUCAAAAACAGUCAAUGGAACUUCUUAAUAUAAAUGAAGAUGCUCAUGCUGGUCCAAUGAAUGUUUUUGAGUUUGAUGGACUUCAAAUUUUAGUUCCUAGUACAUUUAUAAGUGAAUCAUCACAAAAAGCAGUGAGUGCAACUAGCCAGCAAUCUAUGGCAAGUAGCGAGGGAGGUGCAGGUAUCGAUGAAGAAGUUAAAAGUGUUAAUAUGCGUGCUGAUGAAACUAUGCCACCCAGAGGUGAAUUAUCAGAACAAGAAAGUAAUGGCUGUACAGAACAGUCCGCUUGGCAGGUUUACAUGGGCCAAGAAUCUUCAAGAAUGUCAACAUCUUAUGAUCUAAUGGCAAGGGAAAGUUGGGAAGAAUCAGAAGGAUCAGACAAUGAAAUUAGUGGUCCAUUGUUAGAUAGUCGAUCUUUAGCUACGCAUUUUACAUCUAGCUUAUUCUUAGAUCGUGAUAGAAAAACGCCUACAAAAAGGACAUUUAAGUGUUCACAUUGUCCAGAGGUUUUUGACUGUCCUAAAGAACGUAGAGUCCAUAGUACAAUGGUGCACAAAGAACCUGGACCUAGCAGUAGUAGAGAUGCAACAGAACAACCGGAAGUAAAAGAUAUAAAAUUAUUAGAUGGGCGCAUGAAUGUGUUUGAUGAUAUUUUUGUACCAGGCUUACAUGUGCAACAAAUAUAUCAUCAACAGCCAUUGUUACAUCAACUCCAACCGCCACAACCAGAUUUAGCAAAAAUAGAAACCGAUCAGAAAGGUGAAAAUUUGACGAUUCCUUCGACAGUAGAAGUAUCUUGUGCAUUAUGUAAUCAACGAUUUAAUAGUGAAAAAGCUUUACAGUUACAUCAUAAGAGAAUGCAUAUAGUCGAAGUAUCGAAACGUAUUCGUGAACAGGCAAAAUGCGUAAUAUGCAACGAAGAGUUCCCAUCUGUUGUAUUGUUUAAUGCUCAUUUAAAAAUACAUCCGUUAGAAUGUGGACAAUGCGGGAAAUACUUUUAUAGAAAACAAAAUUAUAAAUUACAUAUGAAACGUCAUUUAGGAAUCAAGCCCUUUCCUUGUACGCUAUGUGAUAAGGCAUUUUUAACUAAACAAAAAUUAGAUGAACAUACUAAUGGACAUACAGGUAAUGCCCCUGUAAAGUGUAAUUUAUGUAAUGAAACCUUUCGUAGAUAUUCAAAUUUAACUCAGCACAAGAAUAGACAUCAUCUUAAUAUUAAAAAGAAAUUGAAAGAUUAUAUAUGCCAAUGUGGAGAGAUAUUCCAUACGAAGAAAAAAUUAGCAUGGCAUAAAGAGACGCACGAUGAAAAACCUAAAGCAUGCACGUAUUGUAAUGAAAGAUUUAUACAUAUGGCUAGUCUUACACGUCAUAUGCGUCGUGCUCACAAUAGGAGAUUUGUUCCUGAUGCUCAAAGAGAAAAUGAAAACGUGGAGUGUCCAAUAUGUAAAUGUAUUUAUUUGCGAUCAUCUUUAGCUGUUCACAUGCGUGUCCAUAAUGGUGAAAAGCCCUAUGAAUGUCAGGUUUGUUCCAAGGCUUUUAGUACGAAAUGGAAUUUACAAUUGCACAAGUGGACUCAUGCAGCUCGUAGCACAAAACCGUUUAAGUGCAACCAGUGUAGCGCUGCAUUUUAUCGACACAGUGAUUAUACAGCUCAUAUGAAUUCUCAUCGGAAUGUACGUCCAUAUACGUGUAAUUACUGUGGAGCUCAGUUCAUACGAAAAUAUAACUGUUUAAGACAUGUAAAAGAACACGAGGAGAAUAAGGCAUACACAUGUGAUGUUUGCAACAAAACGUUUCAUAGGUCAUAUUAUCUAAAAGAACAUUUAAGAGUGCACUCAGGAGCAAGACCAUACACAUGUCACAUCUGUGGGAAAUCAAGUGGUACGAAAUCUAAUCACAAUAAGCAUGUAAGAAUUCAUCAUGCCCGAGAACCUGUAAAUACUGAAAACAAAUAUUGUGAAAGAAAACGUAAAAAAAUGACUACAAAAAGAAAACCUGAAACACAAGUACCAGCAGAAGAAAGUGAUUUACUUUCAAUUCGACCACUUGGUGCUGGUCAAGAGGUUGGAAGAUCAUGUAUCAUGUUGGAAUUUAAAGGAAAAAAAAUCAUGUUGGACUGUGGUAUACAUCCUGGAUUAUCUGGUAUGGAUGCUCUACCAUUUGUAGAUUUAGUAGAAGCUGAUGAAAUAGAUUUGUUACUGAUCUCACAUUUUCAUUUGGAUCAUUGCGGUGCCUUACCGUGGUUUCUUCAGAAGACAAGUUUCAAAGGACGUUGUUUCAUGACUCAUGCAACUAAAGCAAUUUAUCGUUGGCUUUUAUCUGAUUAUAUUAAAGUAAGUAAUAUUGCUACAGAGCAGAUGCUAUAUACAGAAUCAGAUUUAGAAACUAGUAUGGAUAAAAUAGAAACAAUAAAUUUCCACGAGGAAAAAGAUGUUUUUGGCAUAAAGUUUUGGGCUUACAAUGCUGGACAUGUAUUAGGUGCCGCUAUGUUUAUGAUAGAAAUAGCUGGUGUUAAAAUUUUAUAUACUGGAGAUUUUAGUCGUCAAGAGGAUAGACAUUUAAUGGCUGCUGAAAUACCAAAUAUUCAUCCAGAUGUAUUAAUAACAGAAUCUACAUAUGGAACACAUAUUCAUGAGAAAAGAGAAGACAGAGAAGGGAGAUUUACAAAUUUAGUUCAUGAAAUUGUUAAUCGAGGUGGUAGGUGCUUGAUACCAGUUUUUGCCUUAGGAAGAGCACAGGAACUUCUUCUUAUUUUGGAUGAAUAUUGGAGUCAGCAUCCUGAAUUACAUGAAAUUCCAAUUUAUUAUGCAUCUUCCUUGGCAAAGAAAUGUAUGGCUGUUUAUCAAACAUACGUGAAUGCAAUGAAUGAUAAAAUCAGACGGCAGAUAGCAAUCAACAAUCCAUUUGUAUUUAAACAUAUUUCAAAUUUGAAAGGUAUUGAUCAUUUUGAAGAUAUUGGACCUUGCGUGGUUAUGGCAUCUCCAGGUAUGAUGCAAAGUGGUUUAUCAAGAGAAUUAUUCGAAUCUUGGUGUACUGAUGCAAAGAAUGGUGUUAUAAUAGCUGGUUAUUGCGUAGAGGGUACACUAGCAAAAACUAUUUUAUCGGAACCAGAAGAAAUCACAACUAUGUCUGGACAGAAACUGCCUUUAAAAAUGUCAGUCGAUUACAUAUCAUUUUCGGCUCACACUGAUUAUCAACAAACCUCAGAAUUUAUACGUAUUUUGAAACCACCGCAUGUAGUACUUGUACACGGUGAACAGAAUGAAAUGGGAAGAUUAAAAGCUGCUUUACAACGAGAAUAUGAGGAUGAUCCAAAUACUACAAUGGAAAUUCAUAAUCCUAGAAAUACAGUUGCUGUAGAGUUAUACUUCAGAGGAGAAAAAACAGCUAAGGUUAUGGGCACAUUAGCCAUGGAAACACCAAAUCCAGGACAAAAAUUAUCUGGCGUUCUGGUUAAACGUAAUUUUAAUUAUCAUAUGUUAGCUCCUUGUGAUUUAUCAAAAUAUACAGAUAUGAGUAUGAGUCAAGUUAUACAACGGCAAAGUGUAUACUUCUCAGCUUCAUUACCGGUAUUAAAACAUCUUCUGACACAAAUAGCUGGUAACUUAGAAGUUAUAGACGAUAAAAAAUUAAGAGUCUUUAAAAAUAUUGAUGUGACUAUCGAUGGAAAGAUUGUUAUGAUGGAAUGGAUUGCCACACCAGUAAAUGAUAUGUAUGCAGAUUCUGUUUUAACUGCGAUAUUGCAAGCCGAGAUGAUGGAACACCCUCCUAAAAUGUUACCUGCACCAACAAAAAUGGAUAGAAUGCAUUUUAAAGAAUGUCUUAUAGAAAUGUUACAAGAAAUGUUUGGAGAGGAUUCAGUUCCAAAAAUUUUUAAAGGGGAAAAGUUGUAUGUAACUGUUGAUGGUAAAAAGGCACAUAUAGACUUAUUAAACUUAGAAGUUACCAGUAAAGAUGACGAAAUUUUCCAACAAAUAGUACAAACAGCUGUAACGAAAUUACAUCAAUCAUUAGCACCACCUUGUGAUACAAUAUGAAUGAUUAUAUUUCAAAUAUUUUUAUAUCCUAAUGCACAGUAUAUUAUGAAAUAUGAUUUAUUUCGAUUAAUAUUUUAAUAUAUCAAAAAUAUAUAAAAUAUAAAAAUUACAUUUCCAUUGAUUUUCUAAUAUGACAAGAUGGUAUAUAUUAUAAUUGUUUAUAAUUGGUACACUCUUCAUUUUGUAAAUAUAAUUUAAAAUUUACGAUAUCAUAUAAUAUUGAAAUUUUAAAUAAGUUAAAAAUUAAAUAAUAAAAAACUAAUAAUAAAUUAAAGAUUAACAUGAUUGUAUAAUAAGACACGUUUGCAUAAAAAAUCUCAUUUUUCUUAUUAAUUAUAGUAGCUAUAAUUAUCACAUUGGAUAAUUAUUAAUAAUUUAUAUAUGAUAUUCCUUCAGAUCACCCCAUGCGGGCCCAACUUUUAUUUUUACCGGUAAUGGCACUGCAAGUUGACAUACUUGUUCCAUUGAUUCUUUAACUAUUAGAGCCACUUGUUGCAGAUCCAUUAUAUUUACCUUAAAUUACGCAAUUUUAAUCAAAAUAAUAUGUAAAAAAAUUUUUUAAUUAAUAAUAUUAUUUGUUUAAUUUUA
Vespula pensylvanica (western yellowjacket) is the source of this 7462-nucleotide messenger RNA. RefSeq lists its product as uncharacterized. Bases 644 to 6874 code for a protein of 2076 amino acids. Gene Ontology annotation, cellular component: mRNA cleavage and polyadenylation specificity factor complex. The record is from RefSeq and is a predicted model, not a curated record. The transcript has 3 exons. NCBI's taxonomy places the organism in Eukaryota, Metazoa, Arthropoda, Insecta, Hymenoptera, Vespidae. Gene Ontology annotation, molecular function: RNA endonuclease activity; 5'-3' exonuclease activity; RNA binding. Gene Ontology annotation, biological process: mRNA 3'-end processing by stem-loop binding and cleavage.